AUGCUCACCCGGGGGCUGAAGAGGAAGUGCUCGGAGGACGAGGCGCCUGCCGGCCCCCUGCAGCGCCAGUCGCUCCUGGACAUGUCGCUGGCCAAGCUGCAGCUGUGCCACAUGCUGGCGGAGCCCAACCUGUGCCGCUCGGUCCUCAUCGCCAACACGGUCCGGCAGAUCCAGGAGGAGAUGACCCAGGACGGGAGCUGGUGCCUGCCCGGGCCCCAGACUGCGGGCCGGUCGCCGCGUGACCGCCUGGUGUCCACGGAGGUUCUGUGCCGCCCGGCUUGGGCCGGGCCGGCCCCAGCCCCUGACCCAGCAGACCUGGCCUCUGCACUGCAGGCGGUCCCAGCAACACAGGUUCCCGGGUCCGUGCCGGGAGGCCCCUGGGACAGGGCCGUCCCCGGAGAGAGCCAAGGGGGCUUCCCCAGGUCGCUAGAUCAGGUGUUUGGAACACUGGAGAGCCACGGCCCCGGCGCGGUGGAGGAGCUGCUUUCCGACGUGGGCGGCUCCUACUGUGACCUGGAUGCCGUGCUGACGGGCGUGGUGGGCGGCGCCAAGUCAGGCCCGGAGGGGCUGGAGACCUUUGCCUCCGUGGCCGCCGCGCCCCGAGGUACCGGCUGCAAGGGGGACCUGGGCGAGCUGGACCACGUGGUGGAGAUUCUGGUGGAGACCUGA
Messenger RNA from Budorcas taxicolor (takin), 669 nucleotides. RefSeq names its product cell division cycle associated 4 (gene CDCA4). The coding region runs from base 1 to 669 and encodes 222 amino acids. NCBI's taxonomy places the organism in Eukaryota, Metazoa, Chordata, Mammalia, Artiodactyla, Bovidae. Gene Ontology annotation, molecular function: transcription regulator activity. Gene Ontology annotation, cellular component: nucleus. The transcript has a single exon. The record is from RefSeq and is a predicted model, not a curated record.